This is a messenger RNA of Cuscuta epithymum, 2573 nucleotides long. The record is from the annotation of a GenBank genome assembly. Lineage: Eukaryota; Viridiplantae; Streptophyta; Magnoliopsida; Solanales; Convolvulaceae.
CGUGAAAUGAAUCCAAAAUAUAAAUAUUUAUAGACAUUAGAUUACAUAAUUCAUUUACUUCUUGCUUUCUAAAAAUAAUUUAUUGCAUGGAUAAUAAACUUUAAAUUAUUAUAGAAUUAAUAAAAAUAUUAAAAUAUAAUAUGCACCAUAUGUUUGUGUGUAUGUGGUGCAUAUUAUUCUAAAAAUAACAAUCUCAUACAUAUUAAGAAAAUUUCUCAUGAGUCAUGACUCACGAACACCCUCAUUGGUGGACAAGUCGUGGCCUACGUAGACACGCUCUUGAAUCUAAAGCUGCCGGAGGAGAAGCGGAAUCUCAACGACGGCGAGAUUGUUAGCCUGGUAAGCGAAUUCCUCAGCGCCGGGACCGAUACUACCUCCACCGCGCUGCAGUGGAUCAUGGCGAAUCUGGUCAAGCACCAUUCAAUCCAAGAGAAGCUCUACCGAGAAAUAUCAUCCGUGAUGGGUCCGCCGCCGGGGAAAAUCCCCGACAACGACGGGCUCUCCGUCGUCGGAGAGGAAGAUUUAACAGGGAUGCAGUAUCUGAAAGCAGUGGUACUGGAAGGUCUGAGGCGCCACCCGCCCGGCCACUUCGUGCUUCCGCACGCGGUGUCGGCGGAGGCGGAGCUCGGCGGGUACACGAUCCCGAAGAACGCGACGAUAAACUUCAUGGUGGGGGAGAUGGGGCUGGACCCGAAUGUGUGGGAUGACCCGAUGGAGUUUAAACCCGAGAGGUUCUUAAAUACGGCGGGUAAUAAAGACGAGAUGUUUGACUUAACGGGGAGCAGAGAAAUAAAGAUGAUGCCAUUCGGGUCGGGUAGGAGAAUGUGUCCGGGUUGGGGGUUGGCCAUACUGCAUUUGGAGUAUUUUGUGGCAAAUCUGGUUUGGCAUUUUGAGUGGAAGGAAGAUGAGGGUGAAAAGUGAACUAAUUAUAUGUGGGGGGAUCACCAGUAAUUAAUCAAACAUUACCAUAUUCCAUGUAAGAGGCUAACUCCGACGAGACGGCACAACUGAGACAAACUCCUAUCAAAGAAGCUAAGAUCAUUAUUAUCCAAGACAACUUAAUUUUUUCAGCAUUCAUUUUUUUCGUUUUUCAUAUUUAAUUCACUUAUGACUCCACUAAUGAUUAAGUCUAAUAUAAUUCACUCUAGCCCUGUCUAACCCUGACUCUCAAAUCCGCCCCUAUGUACAGGGUUAACUUAGUUGGAAUACUCCCUAAAAGAAACGAAACACAUAAUGACUUAGAUCAUUAGAUUUCUAUAUCUGUCCCCUAUGUGUGGGAGAGUUAAUCUACUUGUGAGAAGAUCUACAUUUGGAAUAGUUGGGUUUAACGCAACCAGCUUAGCAUUCUCGUGGUCGGCCCUUGUGAGGUAUUCCGGCGGAUUCAUAUGCAACGUAACAAACCCUAAGGCCUUGUUUGGUUCAAAGGAGGGGAGGGAAGGGGAGAGUCAAUGAGGGAAGGGAAGAGGAAGGAUUUUGAUAAAGAUUUGUGUUUGGUUGGAGGAAAUAGGAGGAAAGGUAUUUUCUCAAUUUACCUUUACUUGAUAGUUUACUUAACAAAAUAGAUACAUCUCUAACUAUGGUGAAUAUUACUCCUAUGGUCAUGAGUCAUAAUAUUUUUUUUUUUACUUUUUUAAUUUUAUAAAUUUUUAAUUUUUUAACUUUUAAUUUUUUAAAUAUUUAAUUUUUUUAGUUUUUUAAUUUUUUAAUUUUAAAAUUUCAAUUUUUAAAUUUUUUAUUUUUUAAUUUUUUUAAUAUCUUGUUAUUUAAUUUUUAUUCUUUAAAAUUUUAAUAUUUUUUAUUUUUCAAAACUUUUUAUUUUUUACCUUUUUAUAUUAUAACAUUUUGUCUAUUCACGUAGGAGAUGAAUAUAGUUUGUGGUUAUCAACGCGUUUCCUCCGAAAUACCCCGAUUUGGGGGGUUUAGUAUCGGAGGAAGUGGAGGAUUUUGGAAGUCUUCCACUUUUCUCCCCUUCCCCCUAUUUCCUUCAACCAAACACGCACAAAUCCCCCACUUUCCUCCCCUCCAAAAACCUCCAACCAAACAGGGCCUAAAGGAAAUGAAAAACUUGAUGACUUCCUUAGAAGUGGCAAUAUCAAAUGGCGCCACAAAGGAGGAAGACCCAACCUUUGACAUAUAUAGCGGGAGAAGCGGAGGUGCAUGAAAAAGAAGAUCCAAAUGAUGGAAAUAUGGUAUUGGAUGAACCAAAAAACGGGAUAGAACUGAUAAGAUGAGUGACAAAGAGACUAGAUUGAUCAUGUUUGGUUUAUGUGCUCCUUUAGGACUAGCGAGUCAAAUUGUUCUUAAUUUGAGUGAUUUUAAGCUAUAUCCGAGGUUCAUGAUCAGGUAAUAUGUUUUUGUCUACUUAAUUUCAAGUGAUAUAAAUAUAUAAUACUUCGUAUAAGUCAUUUACAAUAAAGAAAAAAAUGAUUAUAUUUAUACAUUUCGACAGUACAAAGUAUAAUGAUCGGAAACAAAGCCGCCACGACACUGUCACAUUGAUUGCUUGAUAAUAAAGGAAAAGGAGACACCAUGUAUCCAGAGUCCAGACCCGCCAGGGCGUGUUUUCAGAAUGC